Molecule: messenger RNA, 8632 nt
Organism: Cydia strobilella
Lineage: Eukaryota; Metazoa; Arthropoda; Insecta; Lepidoptera; Tortricidae
Exons: 4
Coding region: 151-1365 (404 amino acids)
Source: RefSeq, a predicted model, not a curated record
CGCAAAAAUGUCAAUACUUGUUUUGUUGAACAUUGCGAUUUUGCUAAAUUUAUCUUGAAAUACACAAAGUUUCAAAGUAACAGCUGGAUAUUGGAUAGUUGUUUUUAUCCGUUUUCGGAUUUAAAGGCUGCAGCCGGUGUCCAACGGAAAAUGCAGCGAAAACCGGGGUAUCCGGUGGCCAAUUGCAACAUAAAAAUGCCAGACAGUGUGCCACUCUCGGAGGCGGUGCCCUGUGAUGACGACAGUGACCAGCAGCACCGGAGGCAGCAGCUCAUCAACUUUGGUCAUGCACAGUGGGGCUUCAACAACUGGAGCUGGACUGUCAACAAACAGGAUCUGGAUUUUGUGGACUUUGCAAAUGGAAAGUACUGUUGUGGAGUAGCUGCGUUCGUGUGCGUGUCAGUCAAGUCGUUCGACAUACGCAGAGAAAACGUCGGAUACGCCACCUGCACUGCGCAUCUGAAAGGCUCAGCUAUACAUCAGGCUAGGAAGUGUGCAGUAACAAAUGCCCUACGCGAGACGCUGCUCAGCUUCGGCGGCAGCGUCGCCACGGAGCUGAUGGAGAUGCUCGACGCGCACCGAGUUGAGCCUGUACCCGUACCCGUACCCGUACCCGUACCCGCGCCUGUAGCUCCCCCUCUACUGCCUGAACCCCAGCCCGAGAACAACCAGAACCUCGCCAACAAGGACCCCAACACCCCGCUGCCUAAAAACAUCCCGAGAAAAGAAGAUGCCAACCCGGUUAAUAUGAGGCAUCCCCUCCCUCCCGCGAUCAAGAAUGUAGUCCACCACCCGCCGCCCGUGGCUAAAGCUCUCCCGAUGCCGGCCAACCUGCCGCCCGCCGCCAACAGGCCGCCAGUACCCGGAGCCCCAAGACCACCGGCCCCACGACCCAAUUCUAAUGUAAGUUUUGUCCUCCAACCGGUCAUGGGUGGAGUUGUCCCGCCGCUGUACGCCCCCCAGCCGAGAAUGCCCCACGUGGCCCCGCCCCACAUCUACCCCAACUACUAUGAGUACGGCCCCUGGCAUUUCACUUACGAGAGCUACGACCGGCACCACGGUAACGUUAACCUAAAUUUCAAUAUCCCGCCGAAGAAUUUAGUGGUCAACGGCCGGUCGGGGUCCGUCGAAUGUAAGAAUGCUUGCGGAGUCCGCCCGAACGGUCCGGAGGGCGAACCUCUCCAGUACCACCCGCCGCAGAACCAGGGGUGCUGGAUUAAGCCGACUAUUUUCUAUGAUGGGUUCUGGACGGAGCAGAAAGUAAAAAAGUGGGUAGCGGAACAGGUUGAAAAACAGUUUCCGGAGGAUGCAUCGCAGAAGUCCACUUCGCCUAGUAAUAGUGGUCAGCCGGACCCUAAGUCUUAACGGCCGAAAUCUUAUGACAGAUAGCUUAAGUAUAUUUCGUAUUAACCGGUUUUGAAGUUGAAAAUUAAUGUCUUGGUGUCUAUGGAAAGCCCGUACUAUAAUUAUACUGCAAAUAUUUUACUAUUCAAAUGACUACAUGAAACCGUAUACUGAUGUAAUGGUAAGUCCAUUACAUCAGUCGUACGGCAAUAAAAUAUUUGUGGUUUUUAGCUCUGAGUGUGUGCUAGCCGUGAAUUUAAACUCUUAGAGCGAAACAACAGGAACUUUAGAACAAGACAUCAUGAUUACAUUAUAACAGACACCGUUACCAAAUACUAGAGUGGGGCAUUUAACCCGUGAUGGUUUACAAAAACAAUUUCAACUACUUAGGUUAAAUUUAUUAGAUGUUUUUUUACGCCAUCAAUCAAACAAUCAAUUUAAUUUAAUUCAGACAUAAAUAUCCAUAAGAUUGUUUUUGUAGUGUUGCUAUAGUUUCACGCUAUACUUUUUUUUAAUUUUAUGUACACUGGCAACAUUGACCUUUAAAAUUGUAACAAGCCACAGAAAAUCAUUUUAUAUACGCUUUCAAUUUUCUUCAGAAAUUGAAGUUAUUCAUUAUCAAGUCAAGAAUAAUUUUAUUGUAAUUAUUCGUAUAAAAAUUAUAGAUAAUUAUCCUUUCGAACGGGGUUUCCUUACUCUACAUAUAUUUUCUACUAGCUUUUGCCCACGACUUCGUCUGCGUGGACUUAGUAACGGCAGCUAGAGUAAGAACAGCGCCUGGAAAAAUUCUCAUAGCAAUCUAAAUUUGAGCAUAUUAUGCACACAAAUUAGCAGGCACUUCAUUAAUUAUCUCAAUUCCACCCCGCUUUUUACUUUCUUAAGGGAUGAUUUUCGGGAUAAAAACUAUCCUAUGUCCUUCUCAGGGACUCAACCUAUCUCUAUGCCAAAUUUCAUCUAAAUCGAUUCAGCGGUUUAAGCGUGAAGAGGGAACACACAGACAGACAGACAGACUUUCGCAUUUAUAAUAUUAGUAUGGAUAUCCCAGGUUAGAGGGGUAUAUAAAAAGGCCCAUAAUUGGUUGUUUUUGUAAACAUCACUGAUUUUCGUUGUGUAGGUAUCUUGCUAGUGCCACUUCGCUUAUAUAUCUCAAGUAUUCGGCGUUUUGAAAGCCUAUAGGUCCUAUAUUGACCUAGUUCACAUAGUUUUUAUUCCAUUUAAAUUAUAAAAGUUGUCACACACAGUGCAGGCAAUAAUAAGAUACCGCUUACGCCGCCAGCUACCUGUAGGCUUGAAGCCUUGCUCAUUCACUACAGAGAGCGGUCCACUCUCAGUCAAUUGGUCAAACGAACUAGUUCGGUCUUUUAGUCCCUUUAGUUCAGUUCGGUUGUUGAGAGCCGGGAAUGAACAGGAAUCUGUUUUACACUCGAUUUUUCUCCAAUCUUUAGUAAAUGAAUAUAAGUUGUACAAUAUGAUAUGUCGAAAACACCAUAACACAAUAAAUAAAAAAAAUUAUAGUUUUUUAUUUAUUUAUUUUAAACUUAAUUGCACAAGAACAAGUACAAAAGGCGGACUUAAUGCCUUGAGGCAUUCUCUACCAGUCAACCACUGGGCCAAACAGAAAUUAGUUAAGGUUAAAUAUUUGAUUUUCCUUCAUAUUUUUCGGACUUUGGCGUUUCACGUCGUUCUUUCAUCUCGUUCGCACUUGUGCCAGCGACAUUGUGAACCGUUUCGUUCCGUCCGUUUUCGGUUUUCCGUUUCACUUAGUCAAGCGCUCUCCAAUUCCACUGAACUAAAAGACCUACAGACCGAUUAAGAGCGUGCAAAAAGAUUUAGUUCCUUUCGGUCCUUCACGGCAUUUCAUUCUUAAUAGUUCUUAGUUGGGCAUGCGACAGUGUCAAAGUACCUACCACCAUAAAAAAUAUCACGUUUAUAACGGCAUUGCCACAAUUUGUCGCCGCAAAAUAUAUGCAGAGUUAGCUUAGACCAGAUAUCAUUCCUACACGAGCAAACGAAAAAAACUGCCAGCUACUUUGGUUACGGAAGAGUUCGGCUAAGCCUUUAAGGCCCAACUCGAAGCCAAGCCUUUAAGGCCCAACUCGAAGCGAAGCCUUCUGCUGCAGUAAAGACUUGGCGACUUGAGCCUUAAAUUUUCGGCGCGAUGUGUGUGAUUAAUAUUUUAUUAUUAUCUGCACUGUUAGUGGCAAUCUAAGGAGUUUUGACGGUAUUAGCCGGGUCCACACAGAGCGAGCAUACACGCGGGGAAUGGAAUCUCGAAAUUUAGCACACUAUUUUUGAAUCUUUUUCCGAAUUAUGACGUAAGUGUUAUUAGUGCUAAACGGUGACUAUUUAGGGUAGUAGGGGUAGCUUCACAUGCUUAGGGUGUUAAUGGACUUGAUAGGCAACUGAAUAGUUAACAAAACUAUGUACAAGUAAUUAUGAAAUUGACUUACCUGGGACGAGUGUAUAAUGAAGACUGCUAAUCUGCCGAACACUCCAGAGUACUGUAAAUAUUCUGGUUUUACUGUUCCAUUUACCACUACAUAUAUGACGUCGUAAAUCCCCAACUAGUCACUCUCAACAUCACUAACAAGUAAACUAAUACCCAGACUAGUUGAGGCUGAAAUGGUAUUUUUACUACCUUUUAUUUGAUACCCAUAUUGCUAUGGUACGAAAAAAAAACAAACCCCUCCCCCUUUUUCAUAUGCAGGCGCCAUUUUCCAAAUUUAUAAAGCAUAUGUCACUAGAGUUAGACCAAGCUAAGUUGGCAGCGACUUUGAUAGCCCAGACGGUGCAGGUGUUAUUUAAACAACGUAAUCUCAUAGAAGUUUGACGUUUAAAAUAACAGUUGCACCGUCUGGGCUAUCAAAAUCGCUGCCAACUUAGCUUUGUCCUAACUCUAACACAAUUCUGACGAAUUCAAUAUGUGGUAUUUUCUAUAAAAAGGGACCUUAUUGUCGAUGGCGCUUACGCCAUUAUUAACGAUGCUCCGAUAUAAAUGCAAUGCCGCGCGGCGUAUUAUGUCAAAAACCGUCCAGCCGUUUGGGGUGUAGGGCGUGUCAAAUGAAUGGAUAUACGGUCGAAAAACAUUACCCUCCUUCUGACGCGGUCGGGUAAAAAUAGACGAGGUUAUAUCGUCGCUAUACUUACUCAACCUCAUAUCUGCAACAAUCAUUUGAUGGAAAUGUCGCUUUUCUUUCAUUCGGAAUACGGGUGUUUUUGUCAUCUAAUGAGUGUUGCAGAUACGAGGUUGAGUAAGUAUAACGGCGAUAUGUAAAAGUAAAGUAUACUGUAUAUGAUAAAAACACCUCGCUGAAGUAACAUUGUAUAAACACGCAUCGCUCAGGCGUUGCGUCAUUUGCGUUACACUACUUUAUAAGAACAUUAGCAGUCUUUAUUAUAUGUUAUCUUUGGUACAGUUCACGGAAUUACUGUCUAUACAUAACUUCACUGUUAUAAAACGAUUUUAAUCACCAUGUAUUAUGGUACCUAUAUAUCAAAACAUAUAAUUAUUAAACGAGUAUAAUAGGGAAUAUUACGCGAAACUCUGCGUAGGUGGCGCCACUCCCACAAUCUGAGGGUCUAUCGCGGAACAAGAAAUCGAAUCGAUCUCUGUCACUCUUGCAUAAUUGCAUAUUCCAGCGAUAAAGAGGCAGAUAGCGAAAUUUCGGAUUCGCGUUUCCCGGUAGGUCCUCUGUAAACAAACCGCCUUGGUGCAUCAAUGUCUUUUUUUGAUAUCUUUGAAAACUUGUUAAAAACCUGUUAAAGGUACAGUAUGUAUAAGUUACUCUAUGGUUUAUUAAACGGGCUAGUGCUGCACUCUGGUGGCAGAACAUUGCAGUAAUAUCCCCUAUUACCUGAACAUAAUAAUCACAAGAAAUAAUAUUGCAAAUAUUUUAAUGCGUGUUGAAGUUAAAAAUAAGUAUUAAUAAAAGCAUUUAUUUGGGUAUUGUGAGAAUCGGGUUGUGUUUGUUUGUGUCGUUUGGAAAUAAAAUGAUAUUUUUUGCUAGAAUAAUGAUAAGGGCAUUCUACGACUGUCGCUUACGUAACGCUUUGCCUAGUAUGGCAGUUACCUCAAUAAAAUCCGUAAAUCUAGAGAAUAUACUGUCAAUUUGUUAGCCAGGUCAUGAAAUAUUACAUGUCAGCGAAUUAAAAUCUAUGUGACAUAUUUUUGAGUAAGUUAUAUGCACCCAUAUUUUUACACUUUGACUGUACCUACCGCCUUACACAAUACAGUCGAGUUCAUAAAUAUAUAUACAUUUUUCACCUUAUUGCAAUGGAUUAAGAUGAUGAAAUGUAAUCUAGGUACAUAUUUAUUUAAAAAAAAAACUCGAUUUAAUAAAUGGAUAUGGAGACAUUCCACGAGAAUGUCGCUUACGUAACGCCAUUCUUCUAAUACUUCUGGAAAUGCUGAGUAAGCGAUAUUGGGUCUGGUGAUAUUUCAUGACCUGGCUAACAAAUUGACAGUAUAUUCUCUAGAUUUACGGAUUUUAUUGAGGUAGCUGCUAUACUAGGCAAAGCGUUACGUAAGCGACAGUCUCGUGGAAUGCCCCUACGACAUAUUCAUUUAUGAACUCGACUGUACACCUAUACCUAUUGAAAAUUUCUUUAAUUAUCAACUUAUAGUUUGCAAGUAAAAUGUCUGAGACAUACGGACGGACAAUCAGACAGAAAGACGUAUUUUGGGUAUUUAGGGACUCUUAAAUUAGGCUGUGAGCAUUAUCGGAAAGGAGUUAUUCGGCUCACCUAUUUCUAUCAAAUUAGAUGUAAAAAGGGGGUUUAUUGUGAUUAUCAACUUUUGUAUCGUGGCGAAGUGUGAACCGUGCAAUCUUUUUUUUUUACUAUUUAGGAAUGCACUGCUCAAAAGUGCUAUUAAACAGUAUAUGAUCAUUGUCAAGAGGGCGUUGUUAUUCUCAAGUAUAGGGUGACAGUUCAGUAAAGUAUGAAAAAUUAGUUCCAGUGAAAUUCCGCAACGCUUUAGCUAUAUUUCGAUGUCGCGCGAGAGUCCCUUUAUUUUAUAGGUCGAUUCACAAGAGCUGUCACGAAUGGAAUGAACGAGUGAAUGAAAAUAUGUGUGUAUCACAUUGACCAAUAAAAUGGUGGCUCUGACUGUAUACCGACACAGGGCGAACACGCUAUACAUCAAAAAUCACUUGCGUUUUUAUGUGUGAACGGCGUGUUUGUACACGCGGCAUGCGUCAUUGAGUGAGUAAGUUGCUCAAAAACAGUACUGAGCGGCCGGCAAACGGCCGUCAAUCUGCUGUCGCGGGGCGAGGUCAUUCGAGUCGGGGCGGGGCGUUGCGUGGCAGUUCUUUAUGAUAAUACCAAAGAUAGAUAUAACUCCGUACUAUUACUAUUACUUUCUGUGAUACCGAUACAGGUGUCACUCAUACAAUGAAAGUUUUGUUAAACCUCCUAAGUCCUGCGGUACCAAAUUUUGUCGACAGUCCCAGCAUUAAGUAAGUUACUAUAGUAAUAAACACCGACGGUACAAAAUUUUCAGAUGCCCCCGCUUUCAAAUUUGAAUGUUCGCGCGGAAUAUUCUGACAGUCAGUGAUAGGGUUGUUUUUUUAAAUACUACGUCGGUGGCAAACAAGCAUACGGCCCGCCUGAUGUUAAGCAGUCUCCGUAGCCUAUGUACGCCAGCAACUCCAGAGGAGUUACAUGCGUACAUGUGCAUGUGUAAAUAGUCAAUUUAGGACUGACAGCAAAUAUUUAUUAUGUGCAAAAAAUGAACAAGAGGCCUCUAGGACUAUGACGUUUAAAAAAAGCUGGGACUUAGGAGGAUAAACUGUUCGUGCCAGCUUUUGAGAAUCGACCUGUAGGUACCUACUUAUUUGAAAGUAUUAUGUACUACGAUCAACAAGUUUUUAUUUGCUAGGUUUGCAUUCGACGCAUACAUACAUACCUACUUGCAUUUAUUUGCCUACGGCGAAGUGUGUAGGCGCUAUUAUGUUGAACGUUUAUAAUAUUAUAGAAUGCCAAAAUAUUGCCAGUAUUUUUUAAUGGUAAAAAAUCAUCAUUAAGAGGAUACACUGCGGCCGCUUCUCCAUAUCGCCGCUAUACUUACUCAACCUCGUAUCUGCAACACUCAUUUGAUGACAAAAACACCCGUAUUCCGAAUGAAAGAAAAGCGACAUUUCCAUCAAACGAUUGUUUCAGAUAUGAGGUUGAGUAAGUAUAGCGACGAUAUACAAACGUAGUCCUCAUUUACCUCUCUGGAUAAUGACAUUAUGUAAAAUGUUUUAACAUAUUUUGAUGGAUAUUAACCGUAGCUAUGUCCAUAUGUUUGACUUUUUCGAGUUUUUUAUUUGUGUAAAAAUUAGGAGCAAAAAACAGAUUUCGUACAAUUUUUUAAAUGUUCCUAACUCGUAUAAUAAUUAAAGAUACGAAAAAAAACAUAGGGGCAUAGCUGUGGUUGAUAUACAACAAAUUGUGUCAAAAUGUGACGUUUUCGGUUGAAAACGUCACAUCAUCAUUCAUUCAUUCAGUCAUUUUGGUUAAAAGGUACCACAUUAUCGCUUGUUGAUAAGGUUGACUUCUAAUUGAAGCUAUAUGGAAAUAGCGCCUUACUGACAAGCGACAAUAAGUACCCUUUUGGUUAAAAAUGGCACAAGAAAAAUGACUACUUUUGUAUGAAAAGGCGAUUUCGCGCGGCCGCAGUGUAUCCUCUUAAAAUUCAUUAAAUGUGACGUUUUCAACCAAAAGGUACCGCAUUAUCGCUUGUCGAUAAGGUUGAUUUCUAAUUGAAGCUAUAUGGAAAUAGCGCCUUACUGACAAGCGACAAUAAGUACCCUUUUGGUUAAAAAUGGCACAAGAAAAAUGAGGACUACUUUUGUAUGAAAAGGCGAUUUCGCGCGGCCGCAGUGUAUCCUCUUAAAAUUCAUUAAAUGUGACGUUUUCAAUCAAAAGGUACCGCAUUGUCGCUUGUCGAUAAGGUUAAUUUCUAAUUGAAGCUAUAUGGAAAUAGCGCCUUACUGACAAGCGACAAUAAGUACCCUUUUGGUUAAAAAUGGCACAAGAAAAAUGAGGACUACUUUUGUAUGAAAAGGCGAUUUCGCACGGCCGCAGUGUAUCCUCUUAAAAUUCAUUAAAUGUGACGUUUUCAACCAAAAGGUACCACAUUGUCGCUUGUUGAUAAGGUUGAUUUCUAAUUGAAGCUAUAUGGAAAUAGCGCCUUACUGACAAGCGACAAUAAGUACCCUUUUGGUUGAAAAUGGCACAAAUAUUAGUAUCUACUUUGUGAGGUUUCUAAAAUAACCGUUUAUAAGCCAUUAUUAAAUGUGUCUUU